Poecilia reticulata (guppy) is the source of this 2486-nucleotide messenger RNA. It is a transcript of the gene aar2, whose product is annotated as AAR2 splicing factor. The record is from RefSeq and is a predicted model, not a curated record. NCBI's taxonomy places the organism in Eukaryota, Metazoa, Chordata, Actinopteri, Cyprinodontiformes, Poeciliidae. Gene Ontology annotation, biological process: spliceosomal tri-snRNP complex assembly.
UCCGCCCGGACCAAUGAAAAUGUGACACAAGUGUUACCGCAAACGAAUUCCCAACGUUUGGGGGAAAAACGGCCAACUUUAAGGUGGUUUAUGGACAACAUAAAAGUUGUUAUGAAAAUAUUUCUUUUAGAGUACAUGAGUGAACAGCUAUUUUUCUAACUGUGUAGCUGAACAGCAUCGGUGUGUGUUUUCAUAUUUAGAGGCGAAGCGCUCCGGACAUGAGCAGCUCAUUUAACAGGUGAGAACAGACCUCGGUUUUUUGAGUUGUCCUGCUGGACCCGGCGUGCAGUUCUCAGUCAAACAUGGCGGGCAGCAAUUGUGUGGACAUGGAUCCAGAUGUUGCUCUGAGAUUGUUUGAGGAAGGAGCCACCCUGGUCUUGCUGGGUGUUCCUCAGGGCACUGAACUGGGGAUAGACUGCAAGAGCUGGCAGGUGGGUCCUCGCUUUAGAGGAGUGAAGAUGAUCCCUCCGGGUCUCCACUUCCUCCAUUUCUGCUCCGUUAACUCUCCAAGCUGUGGUGGAGAAAUUGGUCCUAAAUCAGGCCUCUUCCUCACUCUUAAACCCAGAGAGAUUCUGUUGGCCCACUGGGACCCCAAAGAAGAGGAUCUGGACUUCUCGGCCUCAAAGAAUGAUGAGGAGGUGAACCGAAUCCGGAGCACAUUGCGAGAGCUGGAUCCCUACUUGGGUCCCUAUCCAUAUGAGGUGAUGAGGAAGUGGGUUUCCCUCACUGACCAGAUCAGUCAGGAGCUAGCUGUUAACCUGCAGCCUCUCUCAGGUCGAGUGUGUGCUUUCAGUGAUAUCAUCCCUGAGCUGCAGUUCAGACACACGAAAGACCGGGCAGAGCAGCCAAGGAAUGACACAGCCUGUCAAAGCAUGAGGGAGGGACUGGAUAGGCUUCCAAAGAUGAAGCAGAGGGAGGGCACAGAGUUGCGCUUCUCAGAUAUUCCCAAGAAGUCCUACCCUCCUGGAGCUUCACCCGCAGAGAUCACCCGAUGCAGCAUGGACCUGAGUUACUCCCUGGAGACUGUGCUGGAGCAGAACUACCCGGACCAACCCCUCAACCUGCUUGGUGAGCUGCAGUUUGCCUUUGUGUGUUUCCUGGUCGGAAACGUGUACGAGGGCUUCGAGCACUGGAAGAGUCUGCUGGCUCUGCUGUGCCGCUCAGAGGACGCCAUGAGGAAGCAGAAGGAACUCUAUCUGGGCCUCAUCACUGUGCUCUACCACCAGCUUGGAGAAGUACCCCCGGACUUCUUCGUUGACAUCGUUUCGCAGAAUAAUUUCCUCACCAGCACUCUCCAGGACUUUUUCCAGUUUGCCACCGGACCUGGUGUGGACAGCACUCUGCGAAAGAAAGCAGAGAAGUUCAAAGCCCACCUGACCAAGAAGUUUUGUUGGGAUUUUGAUGCAGACUUGGAUGACUGUGCUCCGGUGGUGGUGGAGCUACCUGAAGGUGUCACAGUGGACUGAAACAGCUCUGUCUCAAACAUUCAUCAUAUCAUUGGUAUUUUUUUUAGUAUGAUGUGUGGUGUGUACAAAAAAAAAGUACAAUGUGACUACCUAAUGUAAAAAAAGUAAUUAAACCACCUGUAUGGUUACAGUCUUGUUAUAGGUAAAAGAAGAUGCCUUCUGAACAUGUUUGUUAUCAGUACUUUGAAGAUUGCAAGUUGAAUACAGGAAUUCAAAACAAAUGUUAUAUUUUAUGAAUAUUAAAAAUAAAGACUUUUAGAUGAAUAGUUACAGAAAAAAAUAAUUUCAGUAACCAAUAUAUAGGUUCAUCACUGACAGGAUUGGAUCAUCAUUAUGGUUAUAGCUUACAACUAAAAAUAACCUAAAAUUCAGUUUGUCUGAGAAUUAAAUUACAUCAGAUCAACAAAAUUAUUCUAUGGUUGAUGCAAUCAUGGGAGAUUUCACAGUAGAAAGUUGCAGACACCUGACACAAGAGGUCAUUGCUAAUGGGUUUUUCAAACAAGGCUGUAUCAGAACCUUAUUGGAAGGACAAAUGGUUGAAAAAGGCACACUAGCAACAGGGAUUACAAAAGCCUUGAAGAUUGCGAAUCAUUGACCAUUCAAGUAUUUGGAGGAAAUUCAGAAAGUUUGAACUGUGCUCCGGUGGAGUCAGAGCUCCAGGGAAAAACACCCAGACGUGUCUGGGAAAAAGGUUAAAACAUUCCUAGUGUUAAGCAAUCCUGAACCAAGGAUGUCCUAAGCUUCUAAUAAGAAUCUAGGCUGUUGUCUUUUUUUUUUUUUUCUCCAGAUGAAAGUAAGUUUUGCAACUUAUUUGGAAAUCAAGGUUCCAGUGUCUUGAGGAAAAGUGGAAUCCAAGCUAUUUAAGCUCUUUUUGAGGUUUCCAAAGUCGGCGAUGAUUUUAUGAUGCCACCUGCUGGUGUUGAUGUAGUGUGAUAUCUUAGUUAUCUGGCAAACUGUGCUUGAAUGUUUUUAACUUAUAAAAUGGUGAAACUAAACAGAAUAAACAGUUCAAAUAUUUCA